Molecule: messenger RNA, 5024 nt
Organism: Pristis pectinata (smalltooth sawfish)
Lineage: Eukaryota; Metazoa; Chordata; Chondrichthyes; Rhinopristiformes; Pristidae
Gene: fpgs
Product: folylpolyglutamate synthase
Exons: 16
Coding region: 45-1868 (607 amino acids)
Biological process (GO): tetrahydrofolylpolyglutamate biosynthetic process
Cellular component (GO): mitochondrion; cytosol; cytoplasm
Molecular function (GO): ATP binding; tetrahydrofolylpolyglutamate synthase activity
Source: RefSeq, a predicted model, not a curated record
GGGUGGAGGGAGGGAGAGCCACGUGUUCCCCGGUGCGGCUCACGAUGGCGCGGCUCUUCCGCGCCCUGCUGAAGGCUGUGAGGCGGUGUGUAAUUCCUGAGGAGAAGAGGAAAGGGGCGGUGCUCGGUAGUUCAAUCAGCGCCUGGGCGCCAAACUACAGCACGGCCCCCACCAAGGCGGCCCUCCACAUGCCCGGCAUGGAUUAUCAGGAUGUAGUACAGACACUGAACACCUUGCAGACCAAUGCCAGCACUUUGGAGCAGAUCCGUCGGGAGCAGGAGCGUGGUCAAACAAAGGGCAGUUUGGAAGCAAUGAAAUCCUUUGUACGACGAGCUGGCAUGAUGAUUGAAGAACUGGACCAGCUUGCCAUCAUUCAUGUGACUGGGACAAAGGGCAAGGGUUCCACAUGUGCAUUUUGUGAAAAGAUAUUACGCAAUUAUGGAUUAAAGACUGGAUUUUACAGUUCCCCACACCUGGUGCAAGUAAGGGAGAGAAUUAGGAUUAAUGGCAAACCGAUCAGCAAAGAUCUCUUUACAAAGUACUUCUGGCAAGUGUAUAAUCGAUUGGAAGAAACAAAGGACAGCGACUCCGGGACCAUGCCUGCAUACUUUCGGUUUCUCACCAUCCUGGCUUUCCACAUCUUCUUGCAUGAAAAGGUUGACGUCACAAUAUUAGAAGUCGGGAUCGGUGGAGCUUAUGAUUGUACCAAUAUAAUCAGACAACCCAUAGUGUGUGGAGUGUCAUCACUGGGGAUUGAUCACGUCAGUAUCCUAGGAGACACCAUGGAGAAGAUUGCAUGGCAGAAAGGAGGAAUAUUCAAGCCGGGGGUUCCUGCAUUCACAGUUCCACAGCCCAGUGGGCCAAUGGCUGUCCUUGUUGAAAGAGCAAAAGAGAUCGGAUGUUCACUGAACCUGUGUCCAGAUCUGGAGGACUUCCAGUUUGAGGGGGAGAAGCUGAGUUUGGGUUUGGCAGGAGACCAUCACAAAUUAAAUGCAUCGCUGGCGUUGCAGCUGUGUCGGACGUGGCUCCAGCAUCACCACCACCCAGAUUUCCCUCCACUCCGGGGAACACAGGACUUUGCUGAGCAGCACUUCAAACAGAGCCCACCUGUCAGCUUGUCUUUCUGUCCAAGCCCUGCCAUGGUGGAAGGGUUACGCGAUACAGAAUGGCUUGGUCGAUCGCAGAUCCUGAAGCGUGGACCCGUGACGUAUUACAUUGACGGCGCUCAUACAAUUGGUAGUAUAAAGGCCUGUGUCAAGUGGUUUCGGGAGCAGUCAUUGAAGGAAGCAAAAUCAGUGAAGGGGCCUGUGGUAAAGGUGCUGCUGUUCAACACGACAGGCGAGAGAGAUGCUGCUGCACUCCUCAAACUGCUUGUGCCAUGCCAGUUUGAUUUUGCUGCUUUCUGUCCCAAUCUCUUGGAGGUAGCACAGAAGAAUCAGAAUCCUGAUCAGAAGAAUUACACAGUUACUUUGGAAAAUAUGCUGGGCCGUUGCUUUAAAAAUCACGGUGCCUGGUGCAAGCUGACAGAGGUGAAGCAGGACAACUUGUGGAGCCUGUCGGGAAGUAAUCUGGAGAGUUUGACUGCAUUGGUUAAAAAGGACAGCUUGGAUGGGGGAGCAUUACUCUUUAAUGAAUUGGAUUGUGACCUGAUGACUCCUCGCGCUCUUGUCUUCCCCUCCAUCAACGAAGGCUUGCAGUGGAUAACCCAAGGCCGUGACCCUGGCCUCCAGCCUGCCCUGGCUAAUCUGCUCCAUCUGGCAGGGCCAACAACACUGAAGGAAGCUUCCACCGUACAGAUCCUGAUCACAGGUAGCCUCCACCUAGUGGGUGGGUGCCUGAAACUCCUGGACCAGUCUUUGUCUCAGUGAAAGCUGAGCAUUUUGUUGGGGGUGGGGUGUGUGAGAGGGAGACAUUGCUUUAAGGCCCUCUGAGGACGAAGGUGAGAGGAUGGUUUCCAGGUCCAAUGUGAUAUUUAUUGUAUUUGACUGUGUUUAAGCACAAUAAUAUUAAAUAUGAAGUGAUAGCAUUAACUGGGUCAACUAGAAUCUUUAAUGAACCUUGCUUUCAUUUAGCUCAGAGGUAGAUUGUCUGAAUGGAUCUUGGAAUUUUUUUUUUCCGCAUGAUUAGUGUGUGAAAUGAACUUCAGGCCUAAUAAUUUAUAUGGUUUAAAUUUUUGCACAUGAAUUAUUUAUUUUAAAAAAAGAGUCUUAAUCAUUAUGGGUGUUGCAAAUGAGGCAGAAAGUACGUGGAAAGUGAUCUGGGGCAGUGGCACACUCACUUGUGCUUUGAAUAGUGGCUGAGAGUACUUGUGUGGUAAUGCCUGAGAUUUCUCGACUAGAUUUUUCUUCGUUUCCUUCUGGGCAUUAUAUUACCCAACAGUUACACAAUAACAAUUUUAACUCUGUCCAUGGGGGAGUUGGAUGCUUCAAUGUGUGGCUCAUUUUUUAGAAUUUAUUUUGAAGGCAUCCAAAAAAUGGCAUUAUAAAUCAUCACAAUUGUGAAAAUAAACGUUAGUCAACACUACCAACAAUAUUUGUGAAUUGUAAAACCAGAUGCAUGACAGCUGGAUGCAUUUUCAGUGUGAAGUGGGGCUUGGAUGAGUUUAACACACAGGUGUGACUCCACAACACCCCUCAGUCCGACUGUCAUCUCCAGUUGAAAGCUGCAUCAGUGGUCUGUCUUGGGAUUUCACCAAAUCAGACCUGUGGGGCUGGGAUAGGACCAGUCGACUGGGGCAUUGCCUGCUCAUCACCACAAGGGAUGACUCGGUCAGGAUUGGUAAAGUCUAGUGAUGUAAUAAAUUGAUUCUUUUUAUCUGUAUAAAUGUCAACAGAUGCAAUAAUUUAAAAAAAUUUGGUUCUAGCUCAUUUCCUCCAGAUCUCUGAGAACUUACUCCAAGAAGUUCUCAGCAUUGUGCUGUGGGGUGGUCAUGUGCCUUAUGAAAACUAACAGGUUAAUAAAUACCCAUUUCUUUCUUUAGAGUAUGUUCAUAUUCAGGUUUUAACAAAGAAUGGUGGUGUGCCAAAUAUCAGGGUGGCUUGACACAGCUUUGUAUUUGUGAUUCCACUGUAAUUUCAGCAGUGUCACGGAAGGGGUAAAGAGAACUCAAUAAGAUUGCAGAAGAAAUCAGAUGAGGAGUUACCAGGUGCACCACUUAGUGGUUCAUUGCAGAGCAGCACUGCCAGAGUCUGGACUUGAAUUGCCUACUGGUUUUCAGUAAGUAGCACGAUCUAUAAGCAUAGCAAGACACUUUAAAUUUGUCAAAUUAUGUGCUUGGCUCCUGAUUACAAUAAAGUGGCUCUAAGUCCACUGUUGGUACUGCGAGACAAUGUCUAUGACAAAGUGCUGAGCUCUUCUUUUGACUGUGGCUGUUGCAUUGUCAACGGCUGAUUCCUUUGGUUUUGUUGUAUCUCAAUUACAAGUUCCCACUUUAGAGUGUAUUAACAUAGUCAAGGUGUUAUAGUUUUUCCUGUGAUCAUGGUGAUUGGCUACAGGCUUUUCCACCUUUUAAUUCCAUUUGUGUUCAUAAUCACUGUAGAGCCACCCUUGGGGUUCACCGAGUGCAGCCACCUGCUUCCACAUAAAGUUCAAAAGGUGGAAGACUUGUGUCAGAAGUUUUGAUUUUCAUAUUUUAGCAGGUAACUAUGAACAAGUCUUGAUAGGAGGUUCCAAGAUGUUCUGAAAAUUCAGAUUAGUGACGUGAAUAGGAUGAUCUGUAAUUCCAAAAGAUAUGCAUUCAAACUUUCUGUUCUGAUCUCCAAAAAAGUGGGUGUUAGAAUGGCUGCAACCAUAUGGUUGACAUUGGCUGCUAAGGAGGAAUGUUACUUCCUUCUGAAGACAGCCGGCUAUAGUAAAUGGGUCCAAAUAUCGACAGAAGAAGCAGGAAACUAUUUAAGGGUAGAUGUCAAACUCCUAAUUGUGAAAUGGAAAUACAAUAAAUCAAAUACUUAAAUAGAUCAAGACUGCUGUGUUAGGGGAGGGUGAUCUUAAAUCGUUCAAGCUCCCUAUAAGAUUAGGUUGCUUCCUCAAUUCUUGGUGGCAGGGUUAAAAUCUGGAAUACUUGAAAUAUUAUUUACCAUGCGCCCAUUACAUGGAAAAAGAAGCUGCAAUGCGUAUUUUAACAUAUUUUAAAAUUAAAAAUAGCCUGUUCUCCUACCCCCAGGCUAUGUAACAUGAACUAUUUGCCAUCCAAAAUGGACAUGGAAUUCCAGCUGCUUUAUAUAUAAGUAUCCAUUAAGGGCAAAAUAAUCAUAGUCAUUUGUCUGAAUCAUGAGUGCAUUUGUUGGUUCAAUUAAUUUUAUGAUGCAACCGUCUCCAAGCUUGAUGUAGUUGUUGAUAAUUUGCUAAUAUAAUUUUCAUUGGUGACCAAAAGAAAACCUCAGGUUAUCUGAACAGCAAGAGCACUCCUAAAUUUUUGUGUCAAAAUUGUUCUUUUGAUUUGUUUUAAGUCAUUAAACUUGAAUUCAUGUUGGUCUUUGAGUAGGCUGCUGCCUUUGAAGUUGAUGGGAAUUGAGUGAUUUCGCUUUGGAGAAUUCAUACAAAAAUUCUAGUCCAUGGUGGGUCUGAGGAACAGUUUGAACUGUGGUGGUAGGGGAGGAAGAAAUUAUUUUAAGUGCCAUAUUCACUUUAAAGAGUGUUAAAUGUCUUUUCAAGACGGAUGUGUUUUUCCUGUAAGGAUCUCACGGACAAUGUCUAGGUUUCUUUCCAGUUUCUUAAAUGUACAACUUUUAACAAUAUCGCAAAAAUUCGUAUAAAUUAAUUUCAAAGUCUUAAAAGACAUUUACUUUUGCAUUUAUGUCUUAAAGUUUCUGUUAAAAGAUGAUGUACGUAAGCUAAGACAUUUAAUGCAUUUUCAGGUUGAGAAUUCCAGACUUUGCUUCUUUAUAACUGGUUUAAAUGAUUUUGAACUGUACCUUGUGUUUUAGGAAAUAAUUCUUAUGUCCUUGUGUUUUGAUUUUACUGUAAAUUAUAGUCUUGCUGCAAUAUUUAAUAUGAAAUAAUCAUUAAAGAACUGACCUUUUUCC